GAGUUUACACGGCACUAGCGUUGUCUCGUCUUUACCGGAAGGAAAAAUCGACGAUCAACCAUGGCUGGAGUUUCUCAAUUCAAUCCCUCUAGCUGCAUGGUCUUCUCUGCAACCUCACCGCAGCUUCAGUUCGGCUCCAAGCCCUCAAUUUUUCCAAUCAAUUCGAUCGGAAUUGGGGAGAAAGUGACGAAGAGGGGUAGGGUUUCCUCCGUUAGGGUAAGGUAAAUUUUUCGGGUCCGAGCGGCGGACGAGGACGAGGGGGGCCCGAUUUGGGGGAGCCGGCCGAGGAGGGGGCGGGAUCGGCGGUGGCGGUGGCGGAGGAGGAGAAACCUAAGGAGCCGAAGGAGAUUAGCAGUUUGAAGAAAGCCUUGGUGGAUUCGUUUUGCGGGACCGAUCGUGGGCUGAGAGCCUCAAGCGAGACGAGGGCGGAGAUUGUUGAGCUAAUUACGCAGCUUGAGGCGAAGAAUCCGACUCCGGCACCGACCGAGGCGUUGACUCUUCUUAACGGCAAAUGGAUUCUGGCGUAAGUUUGCAAAGAGAUUUAAGAUUUUUAAUUAAUUCAGGGAGUUCGAUUGUGUUAAUUGGUGCUUGUUUGUGAUUAUUAGUGGACUAAGAGUUACUCUUUCUUGGAAUUCUAUGGAGUUGAAAUCCUGUGACUACGUAAGUGGUACACUUAUUUUUCUUAUAAGAAAUACAGGUGUGAUGUGAUUCUAUCGGAAGUAUUGAAAAAUAAAUAUGUUACAUGUAACAAUUCCUGUUAGAGAACACGAAUUUAUUGAAAUUCAAAUCCAAAUUCAUGCUCCAAACGCUGCGGAAGAGAAGAUUCAAUCUAUUUUAGACGACGAAAGUUCCAUCGUGAACGGGAUGGGGAUUGUUGGGAAAAGCUAAUGUCACUAUCAAGCGUAUUCCAUCCCUACUCAAAUGGAAAGCUCGACUUAAAUGAUAUUCAACUCGUCAUGCCAAUGAGUUAGCUCGUUUAACUGCCCGCAGAACGGGAUGGGGAUUGUUGGGGGAAAGCUCAUGUCACUAAUCCCAGCUGAUGACUACAAAAACAAUUGGCCGAGCAAGGACGACGACGCCGAACAGAGAAACGCGACAGAAAGCAAGCUGUACAAAGCUCUGAUGGUGGGAGAAGAAGACAAGGUGGUGAUUGAGCUGUGCAACCGCAUGCCGGAGGGCCCAUUCCACAGCAUCACUGUCCACAGCGAUAGCGUCCUCCACGUCGCCACCUACUUCAAGCGUAGCAUCCUCGUCAUCCGUCUGCUCCAGGAGUUCGUUGACCUCGCCAACGCCACCCGGCUUACCCGCCAGAACGACGUCGGAAACACCGUGCUUCACGAAGUGGCCACCACCAAGGCCGUCGCCGCCGCAGCGAUUAUGCUCGCGAACUCUCCGGAGUUACUGAGCGUGCCCAACCGCCUGGGGGAGACCGCGCUCUUUCGGGCUGCCCGGUAUGGAAAGAAGGAGAUGUUUGAGUUUUUAGCGGCGAGGGUGGCCGAGGCCGCCGAAGAGAAUGAGGAAUUUGACCUCAGACGCCAUCUUCAGAGGGCCGACGGGACCACUGUUCUUCACAUGGCUAUUCUUGCCGAAUACUUGUGUGAGUUCAACUUUUCCUGCAGUUUAUGUUAAUUUUACCGCGCUACCUUUAAACUAGAGGAAGCCAUACGUCUGCAAGUAGUGAUUUCUCAGUGCAAAUACUUAAAGUUUCGCAAGGUUGGGUCAACACAAACAACACCUGUAAAAAAAAUUUAUAUUUCAUUUUCCUAUUAUUUUUUUAUUUUAAAAUAAAAUCCAACUAUAGGUGAUAAUCAAAUUUUGAUUC
This is a messenger RNA of Malania oleifera, 1822 nucleotides long. RefSeq lists its product as uncharacterized. The record is from RefSeq and is a predicted model, not a curated record. The transcript has 3 exons. Gene Ontology annotation, molecular function: protein binding. The coding region runs from base 997 to 1629 and encodes 210 amino acids. Lineage: Eukaryota; Viridiplantae; Streptophyta; Magnoliopsida; Santalales; Ximeniaceae.